CCCCGACUGAAGUCCCACUGAGCGGCUCUCUAACUUCAGUGUCGAGCCUGAAAGCGGAGAACGAAGAGCAGAGAGCGAAAGACAAACAUAGACAGAGUCGCAGCUCAACAGCCUAUUUGGACUCGUAAGAAACAGAAAAACCGCCUCUUUGAAUUCUGCUUUUUAUCCACGAUUACUACCGGUCGCUUUGAGGAUUUACACUGAGCUCUCGGUGUUUAAUUUAGAUGAUUUUCCUCCAUUGUUUGUCGAAGUUUGCGACUGUCACGACUUAGUUACGGACCUUUAUCUCGACUGUCUGUGGGAUUAAUCGUUUUAAUUCAACACUUCAUAAUUGGACUCUUAACUACUUUCUUUCUAAGGCGGUUUUUCUUUUGUGGAGUGUUUUUUUCUAACGGAGCAGUAACGGUAGGCUACAUUAGGACCUGCCUUUGCCAUGGAGAAAUAGCGGUGUAACCCACCCCGUGUUUUUUUACUUUUUAAUGACUAUUUUUAAAAGACAUUGCUCAGUUUUUGACUACCACAAUGAGCAUGGAUGGUUAUCGGCUGAAGGUUGUGAUUUUGUUGUGGUGUUUGCUGGUGAUAUCUGGCUCCAGCUUUGAGAUAGGCUCCUACGACCUGGAGCGAGACAGACCGGCCAAGUGCGAGGCAAUCACGAUCCCCAUGUGUGUCGGCAUCGGCUAUAACCUCACGCGGAUGCCCAAUUUCAUGGACCACGACGACCAGAAGGAGGCUGCUAUCAAGCUGAACGAGUUUGCCCCUCUGGUGACUUAUGGCUGUGAUGUGCACCUCCGCUUCUUCCUCUGCUCCCUCUACGCCCCCAUGUGCACGGACAAAGUGUCGACCUCCAUCCCAGCCUGCAGACCCAUGUGUGAGCAGGCCAGGGAGAGGUGUGUCCCUAUCAUGAAGAAGUUCAGCUACACCUGGCCAGAAUCGCUCAACUGCUCCAAGCUGCCCACCAGAAACGACCCCAACGCCUUGUGCAUGGAGGCGCCCGAGAAUGAAACCAGGACCGAGGUCAAGAAGGGCGAAGGCAUGCUUCCGGUGCCCCAUCGCCCCAGGCCACUGGGCCCCAGCAGUGGUCGCCCCCCAGGCUGCGAGAACCCGGAAAAAUUCCAGUUUGUGGAGAAGAGCCAGUCGUGUGCACCGCGCUGCUCCCCUGCUGUAGAUGUCUUCUGGUCCAGGCAGGACAAAGACUUUGCCUUCAUUUGGAUGACAGUGUGGUCCACCCUCUGCUUCGUCUCCACCGCCUUCACCGUACUCACUUUCCUCCUGGAGCCCCAUCGCUUCCAGUAUCCGGAGCGCCCCAUCAUCUUCCUCUCAAUGUGUUACAACGUCUACUCUAUGGCAUUCAUCAUCCGCUCAGUAGCCGGGGCUGAGAACAUCGCCUGCGACCGGGAGAACGGAGAACCGUACAUCAUCCAGGAAGGGCUGGAGUCCACAGGCUGCACCAUCGUCUUCCUCAUCCUCUACUACUUUGGCAUGGCCUCUUCUAUCUGGUGGGUCAUCCUCACCCUCACCUGGUUCCUGGCUGCAGGGAAGAAGUGGGGCCACGAGGCCAUCGAAGCUCACAGCAACUACUUCCACAUGGCUGCGUGGGGCAUUCCAGCUUUGAAGACCAUCAUCAUCCUCACAAUGAGGAAGGUGGCUGGAGAUGAGCUGACGGGCCUGUGCUACGUGGGGAGCAUGGACCCCGGGGCGCUCACAGGCUUCGUCCUCAUCCCUCUGUCCUGCUACCUGAUCAUCGGCACCUCCUUCAUCCUCACUGGCUUUGUGGCUCUCUUCCACAUCCGGAAAGUGAUGAAGACGGAGGGCACCAACACAGAGAAGCUGGAAAAGCUCAUGGUGAAAAUCGGCAUCUACUCCAUCCUGUACACGGUGCCGGCCACCUGCGUCAUAGUCUGCUACUUCUACGAGAGGCUAAACAUGGACUACUGGAAGCUGAGGGGGCUGCAGAUGAAGUGUGGCUCGUUUAACGGUCUCAGCGGGGACUGCUCGCUCCAUACGUCUGUGCCCACAGUGGCCGUGUUCAUGUUGAAGAUCUUCAUGUCACUGGUGGUGGGCAUCACCAGUGGCGUAUGGGUGUGGAGCUCUAAGACCCUGCAGACCUGGCAGGGGCUAUGCAGCCGGAAGCUCACAGACAGGACUAGAAGCAGAAAACCCUGCAGCGGGGUCAGCUGUGGCAGCACACACUGCCACUACAAAUCUCCUGCUGUGGUUCUGCACAUGGCCAAGACUGACCUGCACUCAGACAACCCUACACAUGUCUGACAGGGAGCAUGACAGAGACACACACACACACACACACUGCUAAAUGCAACCACAUACACUCAAAAACACAUAUGCACACACCAAUGCCCUGAGUGAGGAGCUGCUAAAGACUUUGUGAGAAGAUGAAUUUAAAUGUCAGUUGCUGCUCUGCUACUGCUGCCGAGGGACACACAGGUACUAGCGUCACUAUGAAAAACUAUCUAUAAACAGUAUUCAAUGCAUAAAGGGAAAUGUUCAGUAUUGUUACCCAUAUUUUUCUGUGCAGUAGUCAUGCCCAGUGUUUCAAAGCAAAAGAAAAGAGGUAUAGGAGGUAUCUUGGGAAGUGUUUUCCUCCGUGAAAGUGGCAUGAUUACAUGUACAAAUCUGUAUAAAUGUUUUAUUUAUUGUAAAUAUAUUUAAUUUAAAGUUGGCUCUUAUCAGAUUUGUUGUUUAGAUGCAUUUAUUAAAAGGGAAAUGAAGUGCCUUUUUAAAAUUGGUUCUGGCCUUUUUGGAGGAUAAUAAAUGUGUGGAAUUCAUGUUAAAA
Molecule: messenger RNA, 2791 nt
Organism: Gymnodraco acuticeps
Lineage: Eukaryota; Metazoa; Chordata; Actinopteri; Perciformes; Bathydraconidae
Gene: fzd9b
Product: frizzled class receptor 9b
Exons: 1
Coding region: 523-2268 (581 amino acids)
Biological process (GO): canonical Wnt signaling pathway; non-canonical Wnt signaling pathway
Cellular component (GO): plasma membrane
Molecular function (GO): Wnt receptor activity; Wnt-protein binding
Source: RefSeq, a predicted model, not a curated record